This is a messenger RNA of Cucurbita moschata (crookneck pumpkin), 1248 nucleotides long. Its product is annotated as zinc transporter 3-like. Gene Ontology annotation, biological process: zinc ion transmembrane transport. Gene Ontology annotation, cellular component: plasma membrane. The record is from RefSeq and is a predicted model, not a curated record. Lineage: Eukaryota; Viridiplantae; Streptophyta; Magnoliopsida; Cucurbitales; Cucurbitaceae. The transcript has a single exon. Bases 10 to 1053 code for a protein of 347 amino acids. Gene Ontology annotation, molecular function: zinc ion transmembrane transporter activity.
CGAUUCACCAUGGCAAUGGCGGACUUCAAGCUUCACCGUCUUCUUCCCGCUUUUCUCUCUCUGUUUAUUCUACUUAUUCCUUCAGUGAUUGCUGCAGGCUGCCAAUGUCCUGAAGAAGAAGAAGACGGAGGCGUUCGAAACAAAACCCUAGCCCUCAAAUACAAAAUCGUCGCCAUAGCUACGAUUCUUCUCGCUGGAAUCCUUGGGGUGUUUAUUCCCUUACUCGGGAGGGCAUUGCCGGCGUUGAGUCCGGACAAGGAUAUUUUCUUUGUCGUUAAAGCCUUCGCGGCUGGUGUCAUAUUGGCCACCGGAUUCAUCCACGUCCUUCCUGAUGCCUACGAGAAUCUGACGUCGCCGAAACUGAAACAGAAUCCUUGGGCGAAGUUUCCGUUCACCGGCUUGGUGUCUAUGGUGGCUGCCAUUGCCACUUUGAUGGUGGACGCCGGUGCCAGUUCUUAUUUCACUCGACUGAAUCUGAAUAAGGCUCAGCCUGAGACGGACGGCGAUGGAGAGAUGCAUCCUGCAUGUCACGCUCAUGGCUCUGCCAAAGUCGUCGGAUCAUCCACGGAGAUUCUCCGGCAUCGGGUGAUCUCUCAGGUACUAGAGCUUGGAAUUGUGGUACAUUCGGUAAUUAUAGGGAUUGGUAUGGGUGUUUCUGAAACUCCAAGUACAAUAAAACCUCUUGUGGCGGCCAUCACUUUUCAUCAGUUAUUUGAAGGUAUGGGCCUAGGAGGAUGCAUCGCCCAGGCAAAGCUCAGAACCAGGGCAGCGGUGAUAAUGGCAGUUUUCUUCUGCCUGACAACGCCAAUUGGGAUAGCAAUAGGCAUUGGAGUAACCAACAGCUACGACGAAGAUAGCCCAAAAGCACUCAUAGUUGAGGGGAUUCUGAAUGCAGCCUCCGCUGGUAUCUUAAUCUAUAUGGCUCUUGUGGACUUUCUGGCUGCUGAUUUUAUGAGCCUUAGAAUGCAGAGCAAUGCAAAGCUUCAAUUCUUUGCCAAUGUUGCUCUUAUUCUUGGAGCUGCUUUGAUGUCUUUACUUGCCAUAUGGGCUUGAAACUCGUACCAAUCUUCCCACCCAAAAUCACUUCAAGUACUUGUUAGAACAUACGACUUCAAGCAUUCUAGUAUACAAUAAACAGCGUUCGACACGCUAUAAGCCUCGUGUUAUUUAGUCUACAAUUUAGAGAGCUUGAUGUGCAGUGUAGAGUUGUUCGAUAUGAAGUUAUAAAGUCCAUGUUUAUCUUAUAUA